Solanum dulcamara is the source of this 4050-nucleotide messenger RNA. RefSeq names its product pentatricopeptide repeat-containing protein At5g61990, mitochondrial. The coding region runs from base 179 to 3235 and encodes 1018 amino acids. The transcript is spliced from 3 exons. Gene Ontology annotation, molecular function: protein binding. Lineage: Eukaryota; Viridiplantae; Streptophyta; Magnoliopsida; Solanales; Solanaceae. The record is from RefSeq and is a predicted model, not a curated record.
CCGAAUUGCAAACUUAGAGGGGUAAAAGUUCAUCUUUUCCACUUUUGCCAGUCCAAGAUAGAAAGCGUCCACUGCUCACUUCCGUCUGCAAAAAUCCUCUUUGAUCGGCGCUUGAUUCAGAUCUUUGAAGCAUUUCAACUGCUUAUGUGAAUCUCUCAGACUAGUUAAUUAAGAAAUCAUGAAUCUCGUACUAUCAAAGAAAGUAUUGUUUAGCUACAAUUGGAGUUGUCGAAGACGCAUAAUCAAGAAAUCAAGUCGCUAUACCCACAACAUUUCCGGAGGAAGUAAAUCAACAGUGGAAGAAAUCUCGAUGAUUCUGAAAUAUAAGAACUGGGAAUUGCUUUUGGAGUCGUCAGAAAUCCCUAAAAAGCUAAACCCAGAUGUGGUUCAGUCCGUUCUUGAUUGGAACAAAUUGCUUGUCAACCCAAAACGCCUGCUUGACUUCUUUGAAUGGUCGAAUAAGAAAGUGGGUAUGGCACACAUUGAUUCUUUCUCCAUUCUUUCUUUGGCUUUGUGUAAUUCGAACAAUUUUGCACCCGCCCAGCAUGUGUUCGAUGAAAUGAUUCAGAGACGAUUUCCAGUACUGGAUAUUUUUAGCUCGUUGGUUAAAUGUUAUAAGGAAUGUGAUAAGUUUAGCUCGAAGACUCUGGUGUUUGAGUUGCCAAUUGAUGCUUAUAGGAAAAAAGGUAUGCUAAAUGAGGCUGUUUCUAUGUUCUUGGGUAUUAAAAAUGAAGGCUUUUCCCCCAGUUUGUUGUGUUGUAAUACGUUGUUGAAUGAAUUACUAAACGGUAAUAAAAUGGAACUGUUUUGGAAGGUAUAUGAGGGAAUGCUGGAGAGCAAAAUGAGUCUUGAUGUUUACACAUACACCAUUGUGAUCAAUGCUUAUUGCAAGGUGGGCAAUGUUAAGGAAGCUAAAAGACUGCUUCAUGAUAUGGGAGAGAAGGGGUGCAGUCCAAAUUUGGUUACAUACAAUGUGGUUAUCAAAGGCUUGUGUGGAACAGGUACAGUUGAUGAAGCAUUGAAGCUAAAGAAAUCGAUGGAAGGAAAGGGAUUGGUUCCGGAUAUCUAUACCUACAGCACACUCAUUGAUGGCUUCUGCAAGAAAAAGAGGUCCAGGGAGGCAAAACGGAUUUUGGAUGAAAUGUGUGAAGUAGGCCUGAACCCGGAUCAUUUUGCAUAUACUGCGUUAAUUGAUGGAUUCAUGAAGGAGGGUGAGGUGGACGAGGCAUUUAGAAUAAAGGAUGAAAUGGUCCAACGUCGCAAGAGUUUGAAUCUAAUGACAUACAAUUCUAUCAUAAACGGGCUUUGCAAAAUUGGCCAGAUUGAUAAAGCAGUAACUAUCAAGGCUGACAUGAUUGAAAUGGGCAUAUUCCCUGAUGUGCAAACAUACACUUAUUUAAUUGAGGGCUAUGGUCGCAAUAAUAACACGGAUAAGGCUUCUGAACUUUUGGUUGAGAUGACUGACAGAAACAUGGUACCUUCAGCCUAUACUUAUGGUGUGCUGAUUAAUGCUUUCUGCAAUGCUGGAGAUCUCUGUCAAGCGAUUCUUCUUUUGGAGAAGAUGGUUGCAGCUGGUGUGAGACGAAAUGCUAUCAUCUACACCCCCAUCAUAAAAGGUUAUGUAGAGGAUGGUAAAUUUGAAGAAGCAAAACAAAUUGUGCAGGAUAUGUGGAAGGAAGGUAUAUUACCUGAUAUCUUCUGUUAUAAUACAAUUAUUAGUGGGCUUUGCAAGGUGGGAAGGAUAGAUGACGCAAAAACUUGUCUUGUUGAAAUAGAGAAGAGAAGACUGAGACCGAAUUCAUAUACUUUUGGGCCUUUUAUUUCUUGGUAUACAGAGUCGGGGAAUAUGCAAGUUGCAGAACAGUAUUUCUGGGAGAUGCUAGAUCGUGGUGUAGCACCUAAUUAUGUCACCUUUGCGCGUAUCAUUGAUGGGUACUGCAAUGAUGGGAAUAUAUCACAAGCAUUUUCAGUAUUGAAUCGCAUGCUUGAAACAGGUCGACUGCCAAAGGUUCAGCUUUAUGGUAUUCUUAUCAAUGCCCUCUCAAAGAAUGGGAAAUCGUCAGAUGCCAUGGAUGUUUUAUCUGAACUUUAUAAUAAGGGUCUAGUUCCUGAUGUAUUCACUUACACCUCACUAAUUUCUGGUUUCUGCAAGCAGGGUAAUUUGGAAAAGGCUUUUCUACUUCUUGAUGAAAUGAGUCAGAAGGGCGUUAGACCAAACAUCGUCACGUAUAAUAGCUUAAUAGGUGGUCUUUGCAAGUCAGGUGACCUAUCGAGAGCUAAGGAAGUGUUUGAUGGUAUCUCUGGAAAGGGUUUGGCCCCAAAUGGUGUGACUUAUACUACAAUCAUUGAUAGUUACUGCAAAGCUGGUGAUCUAGAUGAGGCAUUUCGCCUAUCAGAUGAAAUGCCUUUACGGGGUGUUCAACCGGAUGCCUUCGUAUACAAUGCUCUUCUUCACGGAUGCUGCAAGGCAGGAGAGAUAGAGAGGGCAUUGUCAUUAUUCCAUGAAAUGGUAGAGAAGGGAAUUGCAUCUACUCUUACUUUCAACACAUUGAUUGAUGGGUUUUGCAAGUUAGGAAGAUUGAGUGAAGCGCUGGAGUUAGUGAAGGGUAUGUCUGAUAUCCUGCCUGAUCAUGUUACUUACACCAUUUUAAUUGACUACUGUUGCAAGAACGGAAUGAUGAAAGAAGCAGAAGAGCUUUUCCAAAAUAUGCAAGAGAGGAAACUGCUACCAACCAUUGUGACUUACACUUCACUCAUACAAGGUUAUCACAGAAUUGGAGAAAAAUUGAAGGUGCUGUCACUAUUUGAGGAAAUGGUGGCAGAGGGGAUUCAGCCUGAUGAAAUAGUCUACAGCUCGAUGGUUGAUGCACUUUACCGAGAAGGGAAUCUACAUAAAGCUUUCAGUCUUUGGAAUGAACUUUUGGAUAAAGGUCUUUUGAAAGGACAUGUAAGUGAAACAUUAGUGGGGUCUUGGUGUGAGAAGGGAGAAAUUUCUGCAUUGUUGGCAUCACUUAAUGAAUUAGGAGAGCAAGGUUUUGUACCUAGUCUUGCUAUGUGCAGUACUUUAGCCCAUGGAUUAAAUCAAGCAGGCUAUUCUGAAAUAUUACCUAUUGCUCUGGAGACCAUGGUAAAGUUUUCCUGGAUCUCCAAUUCCAUGACUUCAAAUGACUUAAUCAGACAGAUGGAUGGACAUACUGAGAGUAUUAGCAACACUCCAAAACAAUCGGCUUUAUAAGUUGCUUGUCAGCUUCAAGCCUAGCUCAACAAGAAUGUUGUAUGCUGGAUUAAUCUGUUCUUUCUGCGGUUUCUGACUAUGGAUGCUUGAUGGCAAACCCAGACUCCACGUAUUUACUGGAGUUGGUGGGUUCACAUUGUUGUUCAUAUCGCGCAACCAGAUUGCAUGGUUAAAGUGGUGAGACUAUUAUUUCUAUUAAGGUGUAUAAAAUCAGGUGAACUAAGAAAUGAUGAAGUUUCAGCAUAAACGUUCCCUAUUUGAAAAAGAAUGUCUGCAACUUGUGGAACUCCAAGAAGGUUCAUUCAUUUGUUUGGUCUGAUUUAUUCUCAUGUUAUCUGAUAUAAGCUGUUUCCAUUUAAAGGAGCAAAUGUUUGUUCCACUGAAGCUUACAUGUGAAGUUCUUUCCUUGGAUCCUUCUAUAUUACAAGAAAGCGAAGGAACUUGCUACAUUUUUCUUCAGUUGUAUGGUCAUUCUGCUUAAGUCAUCCCCUAUCACGGUGCUUUCUCUUCGGACUAUUGAAGGAAAGCAAGGCAAGGAAACCUUGAUAUGCACAUUGGAGUAACAGUUCUUGGAGGAUGCCGAGGAGUGUUUCAAGUUUUUGUGUAGUUUUCAACCCCUCUGAUGCACUUCUGAAGUUACCUUCCGGUAUUGAACCUAGGAUGGAUGUCUCUUGUUAGCUGUAGAUCUAUGACUCACUAUCUAAUGAUUAUACGUGUUGUACUGUUUUUAUAUUUUAUGUAUAGGCUUCACAUUGUCACUGGAAAAAGAACAAAAAUAUUCUGAUGAACAUUUGCCCAAGUUGAGUCUUUGCAAA